Molecule: messenger RNA, 2017 nt
Organism: Misgurnus anguillicaudatus (oriental weatherfish)
Lineage: Eukaryota; Metazoa; Chordata; Actinopteri; Cypriniformes; Cobitidae
Source: RefSeq, a predicted model, not a curated record
AGUUUUUCUGCAACUUUAUCUUGUAAAAAAGCUUACAGAAAGGACAAACAUCAUAGAAAAGGAUUUAAGGAUAAACUCUUGUGCUUUGCAAACGUUUUCUUUUUUAAGUUUUUGGAGGAACUUUUAUCUGCUAAGCGCCCUAAGUGAUUUGGAUUAAGUUCAUCACCCUGUAUGACAGCAACCUGCGUAUGCGUAUUUUUAACUAAACGUCAUUUUGCGCAGCACCUACGGAUAUAUUGGAGCAUUUUGGAUGCGCGCUGAAUGCGCACAUGGACACGUAAGAUGCGGAUUAUGGUGCCAUGGUGGCAGACUUUAAAAUGACGACUUUUGGCGAGCAGUUGGUGCGCUCAGAAUGGCCCGGGAGGAUUCAGUGAAGUGUCUGCGCUGUCUGCUCUACGCUCUCAACUUUCUCUUCUGGCUUAUGGCCCUGUGUGUGCUGGGAGUGGCCGCCUGCCUCAGGGAUCACCUGAACAAUGUGUUCACCUUAACCGCCGACACCAGACUGGAGGAGGCAGCCAUUCUCACGUACUCCCCCGUUGUCCAUCCCAUCGUCAUCGCCGUGUGCUGUUUUCUAAUCAUCGUGGCUAUGGUGGGCUACUGCGGCACGCUCAAGUGCAAUCUGCUCCUACUGUCUUGGUAUUUUGGCAGUCUGAUGGUGAUAUUUUGCGUGGAGCUGGCCAGCGGCGUAUGGACGUACGAUGAGCCUAUGGUACAGAGGUCUGAUAUGAUAAGUCUAAAAUCACGUAUGCCUCAUUUUGGCCUGCAACGCUACCAGUGGCUCACACAUGCGUGGAAUUCAAUACAGACCGAGUUAAAAUGUUGUGGAGUGAUCUACUUCACCGAUUGGCUGGAGAUGACAGAGAUGGAGUGGCCACCGGACUCCUGCUGCUCCAAUCAGUAUCCAGGGUGUGCCCGCCACGCCCACUAUAAUGACCUCAGUGACCUUCAUCAGGAGGGCUGCGGUCCCAAGAUCUACAGUUUUAUCCGGGGUACCAAGCAGUUGCAAGUUUUAAGGUUUUUGGGCGUAUCUAUAGGAGUGGCCCAGAUUUUAGCCAUGACAUUGACUGUCACACUCCUGUGGGCUCUUUAUUACGACCACAAACCACCGGAACCGGCGACCCCGGACCCUCACAGCCCCGGAGAGGAGGCUUUAAAGCCCAAUCACUCCCAUGCAAGAGUGCCUGAGGCCUGGACAAACACGACCCCUAAUGGACACACCCAGAUUGAGAUGGAGCAGCUUUCCUAGCAGCCAAUCAAAUCAGACAGAUGCCAUUACACUGUGAAGAUGCUAUAAGGACGACACUGAAUGGAUACGACAGAAGGGAAUUGGAGCAGAAAAUGGACACAUGGAAUAUUAAGCAGUUUUGCGUGCUGGAUGACAAGAUUGUUUGUAUAAGGAGUGAAGACACUUUUUCAUUGGCUGUACAUAGAAAACUGUGCCUGACAAGACAAUCUGUGACUUAACAGACAUUGUUGUGUGUAUGAAGGUACCGACCGGCACAUAAUGAUCUACAACCUGAUAACCAAGCCAAUUCUAAAUGACUAUCAUGGGUAAUCUUGAGCCAAAAUUGACUCACAAAAUGAGGAAAAACUCCUGCCAACUACUUCCUAGGAUGGGAUUUAUAUUUCUAUCACCAAUGAUCAAAUUGCACACACAGGAUUGUGGGAUAAAAUAGACAGUAAAUGAUACAUUUACAUUUAUGCAUUUGGCAAAUGUUUUUAUCCAAAGCAACUUACAGUGCAUUCAAUAUAUACAUUUUCUUAAUCAGUAUUUGUGUUCCCUGGGAUUGAACCCAUCAUCUUUGCAUUAUUGAUGCAAUGCUGUACCAGUUGAGCUACAACCAGAUUUUCGGAUUUGAAAAAUGCAGUGCUGUCUUCUUACCUCUGUAUGUUGCCUGCAAAUGUAGGUUCUUGUACCUCAGGUUGUAAUAUCUCAAACGAACUAUGAGUGGAAAAUCAAAUGUGUUUGCUUAAAUUUUCCUAUUCAAUGGACUAUUAAACAACAAGCUGCAAACCA